AUGGCUACCAUCUACAUCGACGAGGACAUCGGCAAAGACGAGCCCACCCAGCAGGGCACCCAGGAAUCGCCCUUCAAGACGCUUCAAUUCGCGUACCUCCAGCGCCCCGCCGAGGCCUCAUACCUGACCCGCAAGUCCCAGAGCGAGGACGAGGCCGCGAAGGAAUGGAAGCCCGUCGCUAAGGCCGGCCUGAAGAAGGCAGUCAACUACUACGAGCAGCAGAAGAAGAAGGCUGCCCGCGAGCAGGAACUCACCGCCCAGCGUGCAAAGGAAGAGGCAGAGCGCGCAAAGGUUCUGGAGGAGGCCAAGAAGGUCGUCAUUGAGGAAGACACCAGCCUGCCCCAGGCCAUCAAGAUCAAGCUGGACGAGACGGGCGACCACAUCAAGCUGCGCAGCGGCCAGGACUCCGAGAACAAGGGUACUCGUGUGAAGGUGCUUGGCCGCGUGCACCGCGAGCGCAAGCAGAAGGAUGUCCUCUUCAUUACGCUGAGGGACGGCUACGGCUUCAUGCAGGUCGUCAUCGCCGGCAAGCUGGCGAAGACUUACGACGCCCUGACCUUGACCCGCGAGACCUCCAUGGAGAUCUACGGCGAGAUGUUCGAGGUCCCGGCCGGCGCUCACGCUCCCCUCAACCGCGAGCUUCACGCCGACUUCUACAGGAUUCCCAAGGAGUGGAAGGCUGCUGGCGGUGAAGACGCCAUCACCAACAGGGUUCAGGCUAAGGCUGAUCCCAGCACGCUGCUGGACCUGCGCCACCUCACUCUUCGCGGUGAGGUCGCUUCCUCGGUCAUGUUGGUCCGCGAUGCCAUCGAGUACGCUUUCCACACCGCAUACAAGGAGACCAGGAUCCGCAAGGUCAGCCCUCCUGCUCUGGUGCAGACGCAGGUCGAGGGUGGCGCAACGCUUUUCAAAUUCGACUACUACGGCCAGGAUGCCUUCCUUACCCAGUCUUCUCAGCUGUACCUCGAGACCGUGCUGCCGUCCAUGGGCGAUGUCUACUGUAUCGAGAAGUCCUUCCGUGCGGAGAAGUCCCUCACCAGACGCCACUUGUCCGAGUACACGCACAUCGAGGCCGAGCUGGACUUCAUCACCUUUGAUGAUCUCCUGACUCACCUUGAGCACAUCAUCUGCCGUGUCCUCGAGCUUACCAUGGCUGACCCGGUCAUCGCUGGCUACAUCAAGAACCUCAACCCCGACUUCAAGAUGCCUGAGAGGCCGUUCAUGCGUAUGAAGUACUCCGACGCCAUCCAAUGGCUGGUCGAGCACGAAAUCCCCAACGAGGAGGGCGAGCCUCACAAGUUCGGUGACGACAUUGCGGAAGCUGCCGAGCGUAGGAUGACGGACAUCAUCAACAGGCCCAUCUUCCUGACUCACUUCCCGGUCGAGAUCAAGGCCUUCUACAUGCAGAGGGAUAAGGAGGAUCCCCGCGUGACCGAGAGCGUCGACUGCCUGAUGCCUGGCGUCGGCGAGAUCGUGGGUGGAUCGAUGAGGUUGGAUGACCACGACGCGCUCAUGGCGGCCUUCAAGCGCGAGGGUCUCAACCCUGAGCCGUACUACUGGUACACCGACCAGCGGAAGUAUGGCAGCUCGCCCCACGGUGGCUAUGGCCUGGGUUUGGAGCGUUUCCUGGCGUGGCUUUGCAAGCAGCACACCGUCAGGGACUGCUGCCUGUACCCGCGCUACAUGGGUCGCUGCACGCCGUAA
Messenger RNA from Lasiodiplodia theobromae, 1704 nucleotides. RefSeq names its product Aspartyl/Asparaginyl-tRNA synthetase class IIb. Lineage: Eukaryota; Fungi; Ascomycota; Dothideomycetes; Botryosphaeriales; Botryosphaeriaceae. Gene Ontology annotation, cellular component: cytoplasm. Gene Ontology annotation, molecular function: nucleic acid binding; ATP binding; asparagine-tRNA ligase activity. The record is from RefSeq and is a predicted model, not a curated record. The coding region runs from base 1 to 1704 and encodes 567 amino acids. Gene Ontology annotation, biological process: asparaginyl-tRNA aminoacylation. The transcript has 2 exons.